Molecule: messenger RNA, 2809 nt
Organism: Heteronotia binoei (common prickly gecko)
Lineage: Eukaryota; Metazoa; Chordata; Lepidosauria; Squamata; Gekkonidae
Gene: PGAP1
Product: post-GPI attachment to proteins inositol deacylase 1
Exons: 27
Coding region: 1-2799 (932 amino acids)
Biological process (GO): GPI anchor metabolic process; endoplasmic reticulum to Golgi vesicle-mediated transport
Cellular component (GO): endoplasmic reticulum
Molecular function (GO): phosphatidylinositol deacylase activity
Source: RefSeq, a predicted model, not a curated record
AUGGGGAAGGUCUCCUCAGGGGCGGCGGCGGCCUUCUACGGGGUGGUGGCGGCGCUGGUGUGGCUGGGCGCCCGCGACGUCCUCUUCCUCUACGAGGAGAACCGCUGCAGCAUGACCUACAUGUUCGAGUACCCCGAGUACCUGAAAAUAAAACUGCCUAAGAAAAUACUCCGCCGUUAUCCAGCGUAUGAGCUCUAUCUCUACGGGGAAGGAAGUUAUGCAGAAGAAAACAGAAAUCUGGUGUUAACUGGGAUUCCGGUCCUCUUUCUUCCUGGUAAUGCUGGCAGUUACAAGCAAGUGCGUUCCCUGGGUUCAAUAGCGCUCAGAAAGGCAGAAGACCUUGAUUUCAAACACCAUUUCGACGUCUUCAGCGUUAACUUCAAUGAGGAGCUUGUGGCGCUGUACGGGGGAAGUCUACAGAGGCAGACCAGAUUUGUACAUGAGUGUAUCAAAGUAAUUCUUAAGUUGUAUCAGGGCCGUGACUCCGCGCCAUCCAGCAUUGCCAUAGUGGGCCAUUCCAUGGGUGGUCUGGUUGCCCGGGCUCUUCUGACUCUUAAAAAUUUCAAGGCAGAGCUCAUCAACAUCCUUGUCACUCAAGCCACUCCUCACACAGCCCCUGUGAUGCCUUUAGAUCAAUACCUGACUGAUUUUUACACAGCUGUGAACCAUCACUGGAAGCACAAGGCCCAGGACAGAACAAAUCUAACGACUCUGUCUGUGGCCGGAGGAUUUCGAGAUUAUCAAGUUCGUUCCGGUUUGGCUUUCUUGCCCAGGUCAAGCCAACAAAACAGUGCCUUGUCUGUUGUGAGCUCUGAAAUUCCUCGCGUCUGGGCUUCAACGGACCACCUUUCCAUAGUUUGGUGUAAAGAAUUGAUCUUGGCUACUGUUAGAGCCUUUUUUGAUCUGAUUGAUGAAAACACUAAACAGAUUACUCAAGAUCCUCAAAAGAGAAUGCUAGUCCUGGAACAUCACUUCUUGAAGCACCCAGCAAAAUUCUUUAAGGAAAAGCCUGAACCAUAUGCUGAACUAACAGAAGCGUUACCGUGGAUCCUGAUAAAAACUUCAAAGUGGUCUUACACAGCACACAACGAAUCGGAUGGGAAAUACUUUGCCUUCCCCCUCUCAAAUCACAGAAAGUUGUACAGUCACGUUCACUGUCAAAACAGUAUGUUGGACACAAAUAGCUGGGUCUAUGGGUGCAUAAACAGUUCCUCAGCUGUGUGCCCGCAAGGUGUUGACUUAUCUUGGAAGGCUGAAUUACUGCCAACGGUUAAGACUGUGACUCUGAAGCUUGAAGACUAUCCAUCUUUGACUCAUCUUGUACUUCAUGUACCAGCUGUCAAUAGUAAUAAGUUUACUUUGGACUGUGAAUUCUUUAAUGAGGUCUCGAGAACGGUGGAACUCCCUGUGACCCAUCUCUUUUCUUUUGGGCUUUCUUCAAGCAAAAUUGUAUUAAAUUCCAGUGGCCUUAUUCACAAUGUUCAGCUUCGACACUUUGGUCAGAUAUACCAAGCUUUUAAACUCUCCAUUGAGAGCCGCUGCCAGUCUCUCAAAGAAAGAAAACCUAGCGUCUACCGACUUUGUAUACCGUGGUCACAUGAAGACUCCUUAACUUUGUCCCAAGUUCCGUCUACAACUGAGAUUUCUGCAAAACUGCACGUCGCCCAGCCUGAAAACGACACUGCAGUUCCAGUGUUGAAUAUUUAUUCCUCUCCGGAUUGUCAGUAUGAAGUAACCGUCAAAACCUCUUUUCUGCAAGUUCUUGGCCAGGUUAUAAGGUUCCAUGGUGGCACCCUUCCUGUAUACAUAAUUUCUAAUAUUCUUCUUGCCUAUGGAAGACAAUUAAAGUCCCUAAUCUCAACAGGCCACUGUACAGAUUUUGUCUCGGCCCUCACGAAGGCAUCCCAGCCCUAUAAAGUCGAACCUCUUGUAAAUAUUAUUAAGUUCUUGUUGGGGCUUAACUGGUUUAAAGGACUCUGGGAUGCGUUAUUCUUGCCGGAGCCGGACAUUGUCACCUUGAGCAAGCAGAAUGUGUGGUUUCCUCUUGUAUCCCUGAUUCUCUUCGUGUUUGGAACUGGCAUUGCCUAUUGGGGUAGCAUUCUCUCCAGUGCAUCUAUAAAGCUCACGUCUUCCUUGUGGGUAGCUUUGACCAGGCAGUCUGGAUCUCCCACAAUCGACAAGCUGAUCACGCAGAGAAGGCUGUGCAUCGCUGCUUUUGUGAUUUUCCUUGGUUGGACCACCUGCGGGGCCUUGGCUAUAGUCCUUACGUACUUUAAUUACAUCUUCAAGGUUAUUAAGCUGCAUUCCAGUGUAAAAACAGAACUAAGUGUCCUUAAUAUGCCCUCGGAGCAGACUUCCGACAAUUCUCACAAAGAAACGGGGAACAGCUGCGGGUCGACAGAUGGCAUCUCAGAAGCCACCAAGCCGCCGGUCAGCCAGGCUGCCGUUGACGGAAUUGCAGAGAGCCUCAAGAUGCAUCUCACCGUCCUCAACAUGCUCACGUGGGUCGUCCUCCUCAGUUGUCCAUCAUUAAUUUACUGGUUAAAAAAUCUCAGGUACCACGUUCAACUUGAUCCUGAUCCAUGUAGAGCCGUCUCUUUUAUCCUCACCCCCGUAGCAGGGAUAAUUAUGAAUGCAAACGUUGCAAAGAUGAAAUCAAGUAAACUGUUGAAGAUCGCCGUGUAUCUUCCGCUCCCCUUCUCUGUUGCUGCCGUGGCCUUCGUGCCGAUGCAUUUAUACAGAAUAUCCCACUUUGUAAUCAUUCCUCUCUCCCUUCACGCAUUAUGCUGCAUCGUAUGAAACCAGUUAA